Molecule: messenger RNA, 3172 nt
Organism: Phlebotomus argentipes
Lineage: Eukaryota; Metazoa; Arthropoda; Insecta; Diptera; Psychodidae
Product: dual specificity mitogen-activated protein kinase kinase hemipterous-like
Exons: 11
Coding region: 17-2791 (924 amino acids)
Biological process (GO): protein phosphorylation
Molecular function (GO): protein kinase activity; ATP binding
Source: RefSeq, a predicted model, not a curated record
AUAACACUCCCCAGAAAUGUCGAAUGAUAUCGGGAAGAUCGGGAGCAAAAUUCAGAUUUUGGAGGAUCGCCUGAGCGGUAAGAAUGAGUCUGGUGAGAGUAUGGAUAAGCAGCCGUUCGAUAAAUCACGCCCCGGCAGCGGCCGACGUCCGGACAAUUUGGGAGAGUUCGGACGAGGCCGGAAACCAGGCGGACUGGAUUUGCCGGUGGGCGGAUUCCAGAUUCUGCACUCCCGCAUUGAGCCGGAAACGGAGAACAAACUGAAGACCAUCAUGAAGCGGAGCGGGAUUCUGUGCAUCGACGGGAAGGAGUACAAGACGGACAUCAAGGACCUGGAGGACAAGGGAGAGCUGGGAAACGGCACGAGUGGGCAGGUGGUGAAGAUGCGACACGUUGAGAGUGACACAAUAAUUGCUGUGAAGCAAAUGCGGCGGACGGGAAACGAGGAGGAGAACAAGCGGAUAAUCAUGGAUUUGGACGUGGUGCUCAAGUCUCAUGAUUGCCCAUUCAUUGUGAGAUGCCUGGGAUGCUUCAUCACGCAGACAGACGUGUGGAUCUGCAUGGAGUUGAUGGCGACGUGCUUCGAUAAGCUGCAAAAGAAGUCAAAUCUGCCUGUGCCUGAAGACAUUCUCGGGAAGGUGACAGUCGCCACCGUGAAAGCACUGGCGUAUUUGAAAGAUAAACACGGCGUUAUCCACAGAGAUGUGAAGCCAUCGAAUAUACUGAUUGACGAGAAGGGUGUUAUCAAACUAUGUGAUUUCGGAAUUAGUGGAAGACUAGUCGAUUCAAAGGCCAAAACACGAUCCGCUGGAUGCGCCGCGUACAUGGCGCCCGAACGCAUCGAUCCGAAGAAACCAGAGUACGAUAUUAGAGCCGAUGUAUGGUCUUUGGGCAUAACACUAGUCGAACUGGCGACUGGCUCUUUCCCAUACAAAGGCUGUAAAACCGACUUCGAAGUGUUGACCAAAGUUCUAGAGUCAGAUCCACCAUCACUGCCAACUGAUCAAGGUUUCAGUGUUGAUUUUCAGGAUUUCGUCAUUAAAUGUUUAACGAAGAACUCACACCGUCGCCCCAAAUAUCCUGAACUCCUGCGACAACCGUUUCUAAAGUACUAUGAAGAUCAUUACGUCGACGUGCCUUCGUGGUUCUCGUCGGUAAUGGAAAAGACUGGACUGAAGUCACAUCGCAGACUAUCGUCUUCACACUUGCAAUCUGAAGCUCAUAGGACAAUAGUAGCACCAUCAAGUAUACCAAAUUAUCAUGAAAGUAGUAGCAGUAGUAGUCAUCGCCAUCAAGUGUCGCCAUCGCCAAUUUCACCCCCAAGCAAGCCGCCGGCCGCGUCUUCGUGCGCGGCCGACAACGGCGGCUGCACGAGUGUCGAGAGGGACGUGGAGGAGCACCGGAAGCUCGAGGAUUUGUACAGUGGCGGCGAGCCGUCGGGUAAUUUCACAGUUGACGAGGGAGAUUUCAAUUUGCCGCGGAACGCGCAGGACAAUUACAAUGUUGUGAGUGAAAUGAACAAGAUGUACAGGAGUUCACCGUUCAUGCAGCGUCGCCGAGAGAUUGGAGACUUCGGGAGUCCGCGAAAGGAGUCAAUGAUGGGCAGUUUGGGCCAUACUUUCAUCAGAAAUAUGACCACAACGCCGUUUGCACAGAAGAAGAUCAGCAACCAGGCGAGACAACACCAAUUGGAGGCCAUGAGGAAUCAGACUCGACCGCCGGAUGGUGAUGAGAAUGGCUUUGGGAAUCUCUAUAUCCCAGAUUCACCGUUGCCGCUGCGCAAGUCAUCAGCACUGGCGCAAGAGCAUGGGCAAAUGCGUCUGCCAGGAAACACUAGUCCAAUUGUGCUUCAACGCUUCUACCAUCAGCAGAGUCAGUUGCGUGAGAGGCAGCUGGAGGAGGAGGUGAAAUUGCACCAGGAGAACACAAAUCCCUUCCACAGUGAUAUACUUAAAUACCAAACAAUUCAGCGAUCGCAUGUACCAAAUGUGGGUGUCAUGAAUCCCUUCCAUGAACAUCAAUACCAUCAAUAUAAUCACCGUGGAAUUGACAAGAGUCACGCGCCGCACGCUGAUAGUCAGAAGCAGCAUCAGUACCUCUUUAACAGCUGCAGCAAUGGCAAGAAGAAUUCUGUUCAGCCCUCAUCGCUGGGCUUCUAUCCAACAGGUGACUUUCGCGCGGAGGCUGAGGACUUCAGGCCUGACCACAAUGUGUACAGCAACAGUCCGCGGGGGAGGAACUCGCCGUCUGGCCUGAUCAAUGGCCUGGGCAGUUGCGAUGGCAUCAAAGAUGACACGGGGUGGUUCAAUUCCAUUGCAGGCGUGGUGAAGCGUCGCUUUGCCUCGUACAUGAAGCUCCACUUGGCGUCGGGGGAGCGCGGCGAGAAGAGCCGCGGCCGACCCACUGUGAAUUCCAAUCCAUCGACCGUGUACAACACGCCGACGCACACGUCGAACAAUCCCUUCCUGGUGCAGGAGCGCGCACCGAUUCCCAUCCAGCCGCCUAGUCCUCACAUUCUCAGUGGCGUGGACAGACGCCACAGGAGUCCGGAUCCGCCGCCGCGGUACAAUCGGGGCCAAUCGCCGCUGCUGCUGCGGAGGAAUCUGUACGAGUUGGGCCAAGUGCCGCCCGGAUCGCCAAUAAUGCCGAGGAGGUACUUGUCUUCAUCACCACCUGUGCCGCCGCCCCGACGUGGCUCCGAAAGUGUUCCCGGAUCACCUCAACAUUUCCGCACGCGCAUCCACUACACGCCAGAGCCGCAGAGGCGAUUCUACAGGCACAUCGAUCAAUGAGUGGGACUGCAAGUGAUGAUCCUCAGAUCAUCAUAUGGCUUCUGAAUUGUUGCCAGAACGCCGCUCUUCCUCUCUUUGUGGGGGGGUUUUUGGUGUGUGUGCUCGCGAAAGAGAAAAAUUCUCAGGUGUCCCUAUGAAAAAAAAAUCACAAUAAUCGUGUAGUUUUGUACGUGAAAUCAUGGCCGUUUAGUAUCAAUGCCUUUGAUUUGUCUUUUCUCUAAACGUUAAAGGAAAUACAGAAGAGUGUAUUCGCUGUAGUGCAGGUGGGAAUUGAUAGUGCGAGAAUAUAUUAAUAAAAAUGAAUGACUGACUUGUAGGAAAUAGCAGAAGAAACCCUAUUUAUACACUGGAGAAAAUAAUUGUGAAUAGCAACUUUGAGAG